AUGGCUGCUAGACUAGACCAAGAAUCCAAAAGGGUUCAACUUCAAUACCCAACACACCCAGAUUCAUACAGAAUCUUGGAAAAGAUUGGUGGUGGUCCGAGUGCCACAGUGCACAAAGCAAUGUGUAUCCACAGCAACUGGAACUCAACUUUGGUUGCAAUCAAAAUCAUUGAUCUUGAACAAUCUCCAGACGAUUUUGAUAGUCUCAGACGUGAAAGCAUGACCAAGUCACUUCAUUCACACCCUAACGUUCUUGCAUCCCAUUGUUCUUUCGUUGUUGAUCACUAUGUUUGGCUGGUUAUGCCUUACAUGGCUGCUGAUUCUCUCCAAUCCAUAAUCUCUUCUUACUUCCCUGAUGGCCUACCAGAGCAGUACAUUGCUAUAAUUCUCAAAGAAGCCCUAAAGGGUUUGCUUUAUCUUCAUGAUCAAGGCUAUUUACACACAGAUAUCAAGGCAGACAACAUUCUUAUAGACACAGUUGAUAAUGCAGCAUAA
Dovyalis caffra is the source of this 495-nucleotide messenger RNA. The record is from the annotation of a GenBank genome assembly. NCBI's taxonomy places the organism in Eukaryota, Viridiplantae, Streptophyta, Magnoliopsida, Malpighiales, Salicaceae.